Messenger RNA from Alternaria atra, 1509 nucleotides. RefSeq lists its product as uncharacterized. The transcript has 4 exons. The record is from RefSeq and is a predicted model, not a curated record. Gene Ontology annotation, molecular function: ribosome binding; translation elongation factor activity; RNA binding. The coding region runs from base 1 to 1509 and encodes 502 amino acids. Lineage: Eukaryota; Fungi; Ascomycota; Dothideomycetes; Pleosporales; Pleosporaceae. Gene Ontology annotation, biological process: positive regulation of translational elongation.
AUGAAGAGUAUUGCCAAACUAGAGGUUUUCGAGAAAGAGCGACCCGACUCCGGCAAACUGGAUUUUGAAGCACGAGUUCCGAUCCCCUUCAGUGUCUUCCCGUCUGCGUAUCGGAACGCGGAAUUAAAGGAAACUACCAGCGUCAAGGUAGAAGAACAGGAAGCACAGUUUGAGCAACAGGCUUCACACGGACGGGAAGGUCACGAAGAAAUCCACGAAUCCUUCUCCGCUACCGUCCUACCUCCUCCUCCGGCUCCCCAGCAGCAGCAGCAGCACCAACAGCAGCAGCACCAACACCACGACACACACGUCAAGGAAGAGGUCCAUAUCUACGAAGAAGAGCGUCUUCGUCGUCCCCAGCCACCCCAGCAGCAGUUCCAGCAGGCUCCCCAGCCUCAGCAAUUCCACGCUCAACAGCCUCCCCAGCACCUCCACGGCCCUGCCACCGACUACGCUCCAUCUCAAAUCGACGUUACUGAACGUCAGAUCCGUGAACGUACCCGUCCUAUCGUCGCCGGUGCAAGCUACUCUAAGGAGACUUACACCACCAAGCACGACACCUUCCCUAGCAGCAAGCACGUCGAGAGUGUUGCUAGUCACCAGCCAUCUGAGGUUCGAGUAGAAACAUCUGCUCGUUCCACUACCGCACCCCCCAAGAAGUUCAAGCGUGAUAUGGGAUAUUACGACAACGAGGGCCAAUACCACUCGCUUCGUCAAGGAAUCUCUCACGCCGCUCACAAGGUUGCCGACCGCAUCCAACACCCUAUCCACCCUCACCGCCACCACCACUCUCACGAGCACUCUUUCCCCGGUGCCAAGUACGACGACGACCGUGAAGAGGUAAUUGUCAAGGAGAAGUACACUUCAGCUACUCCUUCUGUUGCCCCUAGCCGCCCCGUCCAAUCCGGAGCUCCUGUUGAAAGGGUCGUUCGCGUCCACUCCAACCCCUCUCCUCCCAGGUCCACAGUCUCUGCUGCUGCCCCUGCCCCUGCUCCUGCUCCCGUCUCAGCUUCUAUCGCACGUGUACAAGCUUCUGCUCGUCCAGUCCGCAAGAUGGCUUCCUCCAAGACUAUCACCAUCCCUUGCCACCACAUCCGCAUUGGCGAUCUCCUGAUCCUCCAAGGCCGCCCUUGCCAGGUCAUCCGCAUCACCACCUCCUCCCAGACUGGCCAGCACCGUUACCUCGGUGUUGACCUGUUCACCAAGCAGCUCCAUGAGGAGUCCUCUUUCAUCUCCAACCCGGCUCCCUCCGUCGUUGUCCAGAACAUGCUUGGUCCUGUCUUCAAGCAGUACCGUGUUCUCGACAUCCGUGAGGACGGUCGCGUUGUUGCCAUGACUGAGUCUGGUGAUGUCAAGCAGGGUCUUCCCGUCCUUGACCAGAGCGGUCUUAUCUCCCGCCUGACAGAGUCUUUCGACAACGGCCGUGGCAGCGUCCGCAUCCUCGUCAUCGAUGACGAUGGUUUGGAGAUGGCUGUUGACUACAAGGUUGUCCACGGAUCCAGGUUGUAG